GGUAACGUUGAAACAGGUGGGUGUGACCUUCGUCCCACGCGCGUGACCUUCGACCCGCCUGGAGCAAUAUGGCGUCCUUGACGAUUGCGGAAGUGAACAAACUCGACUCCGAAGAGUUUCUGGAGGUUUUCGGGAACGUGGUGGAGAACUGUAAGCUCGCUGCCGCCGCCGUGUGGUCCCACAGGCCGUUCCGAGGUGUCGAUCACCUGAAUCAGACGAUAGCGGAGUUUUUAGACGCCUUACCUCAGAAAGGUAAGGAGGGUGUUCUCCGGUGCCACCCUGACCUGGCGGGCCGGCUGGCGCAGGCUGGGCAGCUCACCGCCGAGUCCACACAGGAGCAGCGGUCUGCCGGGCUGGACAGUCUCAGUCAGGACGAGCUCAGCACACUCACCCACCUCAACCAACAGUACAAGGUGAAGUUCGGCUUCCCGUUCGUCAUCUGUGCGCGGCUGAACAAGAAGGACGCCAUCCUGUCCGGAUUGACGGAGCGAGUGAAGCACUCGGCGGAGGAGGAGACCCUGGCCGGGGUGGAGGAGGUGAAGAAGAUCUGCCGGCUCAGGGUGGCGGAUAUCGUCACGUCAGAGGCCAAGUUGUAGUUCUCCUGCUUCUCCAGUCUCACAGCAGAUCUUUUGGUAACCGAGACCAAGGA
This is a messenger RNA of Branchiostoma belcheri (Belcher's lancelet), 649 nucleotides long. Its product is annotated as 2-oxo-4-hydroxy-4-carboxy-5-ureidoimidazoline decarboxylase-like. The coding region runs from base 69 to 596 and encodes 175 amino acids. Gene Ontology annotation, biological process: allantoin metabolic process. The record is from RefSeq and is a predicted model, not a curated record. Gene Ontology annotation, molecular function: carboxy-lyase activity. The transcript is spliced from 3 exons. NCBI's taxonomy places the organism in Eukaryota, Metazoa, Chordata, Leptocardii, Amphioxiformes, Branchiostomatidae.